Maniola jurtina (meadow brown) is the source of this 2095-nucleotide messenger RNA. RefSeq lists its product as uncharacterized. Gene Ontology annotation, biological process: DNA integration. Gene Ontology annotation, molecular function: nucleic acid binding. The record is from RefSeq and is a predicted model, not a curated record. Bases 87 to 1931 code for a protein of 614 amino acids. The transcript is spliced from 2 exons. NCBI's taxonomy places the organism in Eukaryota, Metazoa, Arthropoda, Insecta, Lepidoptera, Nymphalidae.
UCAAUAUCGAUACUUUUUUAGUUGGGGAGGGUCUGACGAAGACUAGUGACACGCAAAGUUGUUCACAAACGGAAGUAGAAGGUCAGAUGAACACCAAUGAGGUUCAAGAACAGGUUCCAGAGGUAAUAGAAUUGGAAGAUUCUAUAGAUGACAACAGACAAGACAACGCAUCUAAAGAACAAGAAGUAGAGACUGAAUGUCUGGAUAACAGCAUAAAUGAAAUUAAGAAAAUACAAGCUGAAUACUUCAAAGAAGAAGUAAAUGGUAAAGAAACAAGUCUCAGUCGUAAUUUGGGAGUGUUCAAGGACGUUGACGGAAUUUUACGAUGUAAGGGUAGGCUUCAAUAUGCUGAAUGGUCUUUCGACAAACGGUACCCCAUACUUAUACCUAAAGGUUGUGAUUUCACUGAUAAAAUUAUAAGAAAAACACAUGAAAAGAACUAUCAUGUGGGUGUCAAUCAUACUCUGAGCCUGAUUCGUCAGAAGUACUGGAUACCACAAGGCAAACGUGAAGUUCGAAAGAAGUUGGAAAAAUGUCCACGUUGCGUGAAACAUGGAGGUGGACCAUUCAAAGCACCACACAUACCUGCAUUACCACAUGAAAGGGUAAAUUAUAGCAAACCAUUUACAUUUACUGGUAUUGACUAUCUGGGACCAGUGUUAGUUAAAACAGAAGGAGGAACGAGCAAAAGAUGGAUAUGCUUAUUAACAUGUUUGGCAGUUAGAGCAGUACACUUAGAAGUGGUAGACGAUUUGUCAGCUGAAGAAGGUUUACUCGCUCUGAGGCGAAUGAUUGCGACCAGAGGAGUACCAACUCUAAUUACAUCAGAUAACGCAUUACAUUUCAAAUUAAUAGCUGAUAUAGUUUCCAAUGCAUACUGUGUUAAAAAUAAAAUAAAAUGGCGAUUCAUACCUGAACUCGCACCUUGGUAUGGAGGAUUUUACGAACGGCUCGUAGGACUCGUAAAACAUUGUAUGCGAAGAACACUUCAAAAGCAUCUUUUAAAGGAUAAUCAACUUGCAACAAUAGUUAAGGAAAUAGAAGCAAUAAUAAACACCAGACCAUUGACAGCCGUAGAUUCAGAGCUAGAACAUGUCCUGACACCUGCGGAUUUUCUACAAAUGGAUAGAUGUAUCAGUGUAGAAACAGCAUCAGAUAACAUUCCAUUGCAAGGGACAUCGACAAAGACCAACUUAGUCCAGGGCUGGAGAAGAGCUCGUAUACUGUUAGAAGAAUUUAAAGAAAUGUUUAGUAAUCGCUACUUACCGAGCUUACGUGAGAGAUACAGUCACUCGCUCAAACAACCACGUGUGACUUCAAAACUUAUCCCAAAAGAAGGCCAGUUGGUUCAGUUGAAAGGAGAUAAAAAUCGUGAAGGCUGGAAAGUAGGUAAAAUAGUUUCUUUAAUUAAGAGUUCUGAUGGUUUAACGAGAGUGGCUCAAGUGAAAGUAGGAGACACUAUAUUUACUCGUUCUAUUGCUCACUUAUAUCCGCUUGAAGUAGAAGACGGUGUCCAAUGGGAACCAAUACUUCAAGAUGCAAAACAAUAUUCUGAAGUCCAAAAAUUAUCUAAUGAAGUUUCCAAAGAGUUGGUAACUGCACCAGAUACUGUUAUAAUAGAAUCGGUGAACGCACAAAAGGAAACGUUAAAUGAUAAUGACAUUGAAAUGAGACAAAUUGAAAACAUAGAUGAGACGGAAAAUACAGCAGAUGUUGCAAAUAAUGAAGUAGACAUAGAGACUGAGAGCAUGGAAAAGGAUAGAGUUGUAAAUGAUCUGAGAGAUGAUUCUGAUGUGAGGGACAAAUAUUUGAUGACAACGAAUGAGGAUACGGAAGAACGAUCCGAAGACAUUGGUCACAAGCGAGUUGCAGCGGUCCGAGCCCUUGAAAAGAUAAGGGAAUGGACGCGCAAUUUGCUUACCUUGUUGUAAUCAACCGUUCUCGGCGGGAGUGUCGCGGAAACCGCGAAUGUAAAUAUUGUAUAUAGCAACACCGAUACUCUAUGAUGGUGACACGGUUGCACACUAGCCUGUCAAGGACAGUGGUUUCCAGUGGCUGGUACAUCGGUCACUUACAAGUGGCAGGAUUGAAGGUG